CUGGCCUGGCUCAGGCGCGCACACUCUCAGUAGCCACCCUGUCUCUCUCUCUCUCUCUCACACCUUCUCCAACCCAAGGAGGCCAGACACAGAGACUUGAUCACUCUGAAAGGUUCAACUAGAGAGACACAAUGCAGUGGGUCUCCCUCCUGCUGCUGGCAGGGCUCUGCUCGCUCUCCGGGGCUCAGUAUGAUGAAGACUCCCACUGGUGGUUCCAGUACCUGCGCAGCCAGCAGUCCACCUACUACGACCCCUAUGAACCCUACCCUUACGAACCCUCCGACCCCUACCCCUACCCCUACGGGGUGGAGGAAGGUCCAGCCUAUGCCUAUGGCUCUCCAUCCCCACCAGAGCCCCGUGACUGCCCCCAGGAAUGCGACUGUCCCCCCAACUUCCCCACGGCCAUGUACUGUGACAACCGCAACCUCAAGUACCUGCCCUUCGUGCCUUCCCGCAUGAAGUACGUCUACUUCCAGAACAAUCAGAUCUCCUCCAUCCAGGAAGGUGUCUUUGACAAUGCCACUGGCCUGCUCUGGAUUGCUCUCCAUGGCAACCAGAUCACCAGUGAUAAGGUGGGCAGGAGGGUGUUCUCCAAGCUGAAGCACCUGGAGAGGCUGUACCUGGAUCACAACAACCUGACCCGGAUGCCAGGUCCGCUGCCUCGAUCUCUGAGGGAGCUCCAUCUUGACCACAACCAGAUCUCACGGGUCCCCAACAACGCUCUGGAGGGACUGGAGAACCUCACGGCCUUGUACCUCCAACACAACGAGAUCCAGGAGGUGGGCAGUUCUAUGCGGGGUCUCCAGUCCCUGAUCUUGCUGGACCUGAGUUACAACCACCUCCGGAGGGUGCCCGAUGGACUGCCCUCAGCCCUUGAGCAGCUGUACCUGGAGCACAACAACGUCUUCACUGUCCCCGAUAGCUACUUCCGGGGAUCACCCAAGCUGCUCUAUGUGCGGCUAUCUCACAACAGUCUCACCAACAGUGGCCUGGCCACCAACACCUUCAAUUCCAGCAGCCUCCUUGAGCUCGACCUCUCCUACAACCAGCUGCAGAAGAUCCCCCCGGUCAACACCAACCUGGAGAACCUCUACCUCCAAGGCAACAGGAUCAACGAGUUCUCCAUCAGCAGCUUCUGCACCGUGGUGGACGUCAUGAACUUCUCCAAGCUGCAGGUGCUGCGCCUGGACGGCAACGAGAUCAAGCGCAGCGCGAUGCCCGUGGACGCACCGCUCUGCCUGCGCCUCGCCAGCCUCAUCGAGAUCUGAGUGGCCCUCGCGCUGGGCCCUGGGUGUACAGUCCCCACGUCCCCCACUGCAUUUGGCUUGAUGGUUUGGUUUGGCUUUUGCUGGAAGGUCUGGGACAAACAUGUGAC
This is a messenger RNA of Marmota flaviventris (yellow-bellied marmot), 1375 nucleotides long. RefSeq names its product fibromodulin (gene Fmod). The record is from RefSeq and is a predicted model, not a curated record. Lineage: Eukaryota; Metazoa; Chordata; Mammalia; Rodentia; Sciuridae. Gene Ontology annotation, molecular function: protein binding.